Messenger RNA from Schistocerca cancellata (South American locust), 1182 nucleotides. Its product is annotated as sodium/potassium/calcium exchanger 1-like. The transcript is spliced from 3 exons. The record is from RefSeq and is a predicted model, not a curated record. Lineage: Eukaryota; Metazoa; Arthropoda; Insecta; Orthoptera; Acrididae. Bases 1 to 1182 code for a protein of 393 amino acids.
AUGUAUCACUAUGCAAUCUUUGGAGAGAGGGGGCAGGAGUUUGAGGGAGAGAGGGGGCAGGAGUUUGAGGGAGAGAGGGAGCAGGAGUUUGAGGGAGAGAGGGAGCAGGAGUUUGAGGGAGAGAGGGAGCAGGAGUUUGAGGGAGAGAGGGAGCAGGAGUUUGAGGGAGAGAGGGAGCAGGAGUUUGAGGGAGAGAGGGAGCAGGAGUUUGAGGGAGAGAGGGAGCAGGAGUUUGAGGGAGAGAGGGAGCAGGAGUUUGAGGGAGAGAGGGAGCAGGAGUUUGAGGGAGAGAGGGAGCAGGAGUUUGAGGGAGAGAGGGAGCAGGAGUUUGAGGGAGAGAGGGAGCAGGAGUUUGAGGGAGAGAGGGAGCAGGAGUUUGAGGGAGAGAGGGAGCAGGAGUUUGAGGGAGAGAGGGAGCAGGAGUUUGAGGGAGAGAGGGAGCAGGAGUUUGAGGGAGAGAGGGAGCAGGAGUUUGAGGGAGAGAGGGAGCAGGAGUUUGAGGGAGAGAGGGAGCAGGAGUUUGAGGGAGAGAGGGAGCAGGAGUUUGAGGGAGAGAGGGAGCAGGAGUUUGAGGGAGAGAGGGAGCAGGAGUUUGAGGGAGAGAGGGAGCAGGAGUUUGAGGGAGAGAGGGAGCAGGAGUUUGAGGGAGAGAGGGAGCAGGAGUUUGAGGGAGAGAGGGAGCAGGAGUUUGAGGGAGAGAGGGAGCAGGAGUUUGAGGGAGAGAGGGAGCAGGAGUUUGAGGGAGAGAGGGAGCAGGAGUUUGAGGGAGAGAGGGAGCAGGAGUUUGAGGGAGAGAGGGAGCAGGAGUUUGAGGGAGAGAGGGAGCAGGAGUUUGAGGGAGAGAGGGAGCAGGAGUUUGAGGGAGAGAGGGAGCAGGAGUUUGAGGGAGAGAGGGAGCAGGAGUUUGAGGGAGAGAGGGAGCAGGAGUUUGAGGGAGAGAGGGAGCAGGAGUUUGAGGGAGAGAGGGAGCAGGAGUUUGAGGGAGAGAGGGAGCAGGAGUUUGAGGGAGAGAGGGAGCAGGAGUUUGAGGGAGAGAGGGAGCAGGAGUUUGAGGGAGAGAGGGAGCAGGAGUUUGAGGGAGGGAGAGAGCAGGAGUUUGAGGGAGGGAGAGAGCAGGAUGAAGAAAAUGAAGUCCACGAUGAACAUGGGCAGCUACAUGAAGCCAAGAUGACGAAGGGUUAA